This is a messenger RNA of Symbiodinium pilosum, 247 nucleotides long. The record is from the annotation of a GenBank genome assembly. NCBI's taxonomy places the organism in Eukaryota, Dinophyceae, Suessiales, Symbiodiniaceae.
AUGGGCAUCUUCAAGAGACUCUUCGGAGGAUUUGGGACAAAAAAGAAGGUCCGAAUCGUAGUUGUGGGCCUGGACAACAGUGGCAAGACUACUGUCCUCAAUGCCCUGAAGCCUAAGAAGGCAACGUUGGAAACGGUGCCGACUGUUGGCUUCAACACAGAGGAGUUUCAGAAGCAUGGAGUCAAUUUUUCUGCUCUUGAUAUGUCUGGACAGAGCCGAUAUCGGAAUCUAUGGGAGCACUAUUACG